Molecule: messenger RNA, 6444 nt
Organism: Eublepharis macularius
Lineage: Eukaryota; Metazoa; Chordata; Lepidosauria; Squamata; Eublepharidae
Gene: TSC1
Product: TSC complex subunit 1
Exons: 23
Coding region: 233-3721 (1162 amino acids)
Biological process (GO): negative regulation of cell population proliferation; regulation of cell cycle; negative regulation of TOR signaling
Cellular component (GO): TSC1-TSC2 complex
Source: RefSeq, a predicted model, not a curated record
GAAGGGCCAAGAUGGCGGCGCCCUGUGGCUUAGAAGAGCCCUGAGUGGUAAACAGCUGAGGGGAGGAGAAGGAAGGUUUAGUGAUCAUGAAAGAGCACAGGUUGAUGACAGUGGAGAGAGAGAGUCUACUGGCCAACUCAACAGUUUGGCAGGAGCACCAAUGAAGAACCAGUUGAGGUCUUGCCCUUCACGAUCACAGUAGCAUGUACAAAAGCACAUAGCACAAAGCAGGAUGGCUCAGCCGGCAAAUGUUGGUGAUCUUCUUGCCAUGCUUGAUUCUCCUGUUCUGGUUGUCCUGGAAGAUAUAACAGCUGCAUUUAAAGAGAACCUCAGUUCAGAUCGUGGGCCCAUGCUUGUAAAUACUUUGGUGGAUUUCUACUUAGAAACUGGUUCCCAGCAAGCAUUGCACAUCCUGUCCACACUUCAAGAGCCACAUGACAAGCACCUUUUGGAUAAAAUCAACGAAUACAUGAGUAAGCCUCUUACCCGUCUCCCUACUCUCUCGCUACUGGGUCACGUGAUAAGACAGCAGCCAUCUUGGAAACAUAAACUUUCUCAAGCACCCCUCUUGCUUUCUUUGCUCAAGUGUCUCAAGACUGACACCGAUGUAGUGGUACUCAUCACAGGUGUGCUAGUGUUGAUAACGAUGCUACCAAUGAUCCCCCAAUCUGGCAAACAGUACCUUCAUGACUUCUUUGGCAUCUUUGGCCGUCUUUCAUCCUGGUGCCUGAAGAACCCAGGUCACGUGGCAGAGAUCUACCUAGUUCACCUCCAUGCCAGUGUGUAUUCCCUCUUUCAUCGCCUUUACGGAAUGUACCCUUGCAACUUCGUUUCAUUUCUACGCUCUCACUAUAGUAUGAAGGAAAACUUGGAGACCUUUGAAGAGGUAGUCAAGCCAAUGAUGGAACAUGUGCGCAUCCAUCCAGAGCUGGUGACUGGAUCCAAGGAUCAUGAACUGGACCCUCGAAGAUGGAAGAGACUAGAAACCCACGACGUUGUGAUAGAGUGUGCCAAAAUCUCCCUGGACCCAGCGGAAGCAUCCUAUGAAGAUGGCUACUGUUCAGUCCCCCAGCAGUCAUGCGCUCACCGCCCAGCAGACCCUGAUGGCAGCCCUUAUGUUGCUUUGCACAGUAGCUUUGGCACAACAACUUCUACCCCUUAUUCUGGCUCUCGGCUAACGCUCUCAAACAUAUCAGGGCAGCUACCUCAGAUUUUGAACCCUCAGUCCUCAUGUCUGUCAACUGAGCCUCUGCAGGUUAAUUUCUGGAGCCCCUCUGCUGUCUGUGGCAUGACCACUCCCCCCACUUCCCCUGGAGUCGCUUUGGAGCCUUCACAAGCCUUGUCCCAGCCUCACAAGUUCUUCAGUGCAUCUGCAGUUGGGAAAGGAACACCCUCAGGAACGCCUGCCACCUCUCCCCCUCCGUUGUGCAUUUCAGAGGAAUUUGCUCAUGCUUCAGUUCCUUCAGCUGCUGCUGCACUUGCCAAGAAGGAGGACAGACUGGAUCAUGGGAGGCCUUCCUUAUCCCGGCAGCAAAACAUUGUCCUAAACAGCAUGAAGGCAUUAGACUCCCAUGGCAGUAAAAGUUCUGUAACUUUAAGUGAUCUUCCUGCCUUCUUAGGUGACUUGGCAGCCUCUUUUGAAGACAGUGUCGAGAAGGACAAAGAAGAAGAUGCCAUAUCAAAAGAGAUCUCUGAGAUUACUACAGCAGAUGCAGAGCCUGUGGGGCCUCGGGGAGGGUUUGAUUCUCCUUUUUAUCAUGUGAAUGAGAGUCUUUCUAGCUCCCAGAAGAAAUCCCAGUCUGCAGCCUCGAAUGCACAGGGGCAGAUCCUGAAUUCUGAUCCCAUAACAUCUUGUCUGGACCAAUCUGGGGUCGAGAAUGCAAGGGAAACACCUAGGCAAGCCUUCACUCCCAUAGAGCGGCCGUGUCGAGACUCUGAAGAUAAUCCUGCUAGUAACAGGGAAAGCCAGGCCUCUGCAGAGACGAGUAUUUUCACCCCCAGCCCUUACAAGAUUCCGGUGCGCAGGAGGCCGGGGUUGGGGAGUGAGCAGCCGACUCAUUACGAGCACCUGUUUGAGGUGGCUUUGCCAAAGACUGCCUGUCUCUUUGUCAGUAAAACGACAGAGCUGCUGAAGAAAGCCAAGGGAGGCCAAGAUGAAGAAGGGUGUUCCUCCGCCUCCCCCAUGGAAGUUCUUGACAGGCUCAUACAGCACGGAGCAGAUGCCCACAGCAAAGAGCUUAACAAAUUACCCUUGCCAAGCAAAUCAGCUGACUGGACUCACUUUGGAGGUUCCCCCCCUUCAGACGAGAUCCACACUCUCCGGAACCAGCUGCUCUUGCUCCACAAUCAGCUGUUGUAUGAGCGCUUCAAAAGACAGCAGCAUGCGCUCCGGAACCGGCGGCUCCUACGGAAGGUGAUCAAAGCAGCAGCCCUGGAGGAACACAACGCAGCUAUGAAAGACCAGCUGAGGCUCCAGGAGAAGGACAUCCAGGCCUUGAAGGUUAGCCUGCAGAAGGAGCAGGGCAGGUACCGACAGUUUCAAGAAGAGCACGAUGGCGUUGUGGCUCGGCUCCACAGCCAGAUUCGCCAGUUGCAGCAUGAUCGGGAGGAGUUUUACAACCAGAGCCAAGAGUUGCAGACCAAGCUGGAGGACUGCUGCACCGUGAUUGCUGACCUACGGUUAGAGUUGAAGAAGGCCAACAACAAGGUGUGCCACACAGAACUCCUGCUGAGUCAGGUGUCUCAGAAGCUUUCUAACAGUGAGUCAGUCCAACAGCAGAUGGAGUUCUUGAACAGGCAACUUCUGGUCCUUGGGGAGGUCAAUGAGUUGUACUUGGAGCAGCUACAGCACAAACAUGCUGACACGACAAAGGAAGUAGAAAUCAUGCAGGUGGCCUUUCGGAAAGAUCUAGAAAAAGCGAAAUGUUACGUUCAGCAGCAAAGCCAGCAACUGGAAGCUUCUCAAAAACGGAUAGUUGAACUGGAAUCUCAGCUGACCAAGAGAGAUCAUCUCUUGCUGGAGCAGAAGAAAUACUUGGAAGAUGUUAAAAUUCAAGCCAGAGGCCAACUCCAAGCAGUGGAAAGUCGGUACAAAGUGCAGAAAAGGAUCACACAAGCAUUUGAGUUGGAAAUCUUAGAUCUGUAUGGCCGCCUGGAGAAUGACAAGUUACCCAAAAAUCUUGAAGAUGUCAAAAUGGGACCUCCUGAAAUAGCAGAAGAAAGGCUAGCGGAAAGUAGUGCAGACUCCAUCGCAGGACGCAGUGAAGAAAAGCUCAGCAGGAACGGUGAGACCAAACUUCCCGGUGCUCGGGGGAGCAGCAGCAGCAGCAGCAGCAGAGGCAGCAGCGAGGUCUCCACCCCCGAAAAGCCCUCCAGCCAGAGAGCUGGGCCGCUCAGCCGCUGGGAGGCAUCUGGGCUGUUGGGCUCCUCCCCUGGAGGUGGCCCGCUAAUGGUGGGCUCCCUCCCAAGCUCCGAGAGUUUCCUUGGGAUGAAGGUGCGGGAGCUAUUCCGCAACAAGAGCGAGAGCCAAUGUGACGAGGACGGCGUGACCAUCAGUAGCCUUUGUGACACUGUAAAGGCAGAGCUGUGUAAGGACCCCAGCAUGGAGGCCAAGGCUCCCCCCAGCGCAGAGGACCCCGGCCCUUCCCCCCGGCACCAGGAGAGCAGUGUUGGACAGCUUCAUAUAAUGGACUACAACGAAUCCCAUCAUGACCACAGCUAAAAAGGAAAGAGAAUCCAAAAUCAGUGUUAUUCUUCAUAUUCUUGGCGUAGAGCAGGGAGGCGUGAAUGCACCUUUUAACUAAAAGCUUUCAUAUCUUGUUGGUCUAGAGCCACGGGCUCAUGCUGCAGAAACUGGACCUGUGUUUGUGGACUUGGCUGAAUGAAUGUGAACUGGAUUUCAGAUCUGGAAGUGUCUAAGAGCUCAGUCUGACACCCCCCCCCCCAAUGCCCCCAUUUACACUUGCCAGUCCUCCUUCAGAACAUAUUAAUGUUGACAGGAAUUUCUGAGUCUUUGUCCUUGUCUCUUCCCUCCACCUUUUUCUUUGAACUGGCUGCAUCCAGUUAACUUGCAUUGAGUACGAGGCUGCUGUUUCCUCCUGAGAAAUGCUAUUGGGUGCUUAGCUGAGGAACAGUACACGGGUCCAUGCCUGAGCAGAGCAGUUGAAAGUGCUUCCCCAUGCUGGUUGCCAGGGUUAAUUUUCUUCUAGAAAGGAGGAAAUCCUAAUUUUGACAACUCUUAUUUUACUUUUGUAUUCCUGUUACCCCCCCCCCAGUGGCUUGACUGCUGUAGUGAUUAAAUAUUGUAAAGGGUGCCCAUAGGCAUUUAAUAUCACAUUCUUUCCCACCCACCCCCACUGCUCAUCUUUCUGUGUUGUCCUUAAACAUUUCUAUAUAAUGAACAAAGACUUUUGCAGUCACUUCUUCGAGAAACUGGAACUUCUUAUGCAGAGACCCCGUGUUGGAUUUGUGGUCUCAUUGCAACACUAUCUUUCUUCCCCAGUCUCUUAAGUUCUUAUUAUUUGCUUGAUAAGCUGGUACUGAGCUGACCUCAUUUUUUGUCGUGUCAGUUGGAGCAUGUCGAGAUCUCUGAAAACUUGGAACUCCCUGAGAGUUUUUAGGAAAGCUAGAGUGGAAAUGCCUGGGGAGCUUUCAUGUGUGGUGUUUGUGUGUGUGUGUGUGUGUGUGUGUGAGAAAGGAUAGCUCUUUGCUGCCAACUCCUUCAGUCUUUGCUUCCCACCAAGAGGCUAUUCCAUUCCUCUCUAGUGGUUGCACCUCAGUCUUUCCUUCUUCUCUGAAGCAUCUGACCUUGCAGGAAGGAGAAGAAGAGAGCUGGGAUAGUCUCCUGUCUGGCAUUUUUGUCCCUAAAGGAGUAGUAGUUGGUAGAAUGCAGCUGACUGAAGAGACACUGGGGUUCAAAAAGGAUCUAGAACUGGGCAUGUAGAUGCCUUUCCGAAGCUCCCAAAUGGGGGUUAUUUCCCCCCAUUUCACAUAAAUGUGUUGCACCUUCCACCCCAGUGGAAAAGUGUUAAAUGUUGGAAUCUGUGGGUAGUUUGUGACUUCCUAGCAGUCUGUGAGUCUUUCCUAAAUCCCACAAUGGAGCCUUCUGUCUUUCAGAUGCCCAAGUAUUUUUUUCCGAGAACUUCCCAGCAAAAGCAAUCCUAAUUGAAGAGGAAGCCGCUACAAUUUUCCUGCGCACAAAGACAUUGGCCUUGCACCUUCAUGGUGGUCCUUUGUACAUUUCUAAAUAGUCUGUAAUGUGGCCCAUUUUUAAUCUUUGGACCCAUCUGGAACUUUGUUUUUUAAAUGGUGGACUUGAGUAGCAGUGUUCAGAUGCUUGAAACUUGCUAUAGAAUAGGAAGUACAAGAGCUUCUGCAAAGAGUGAAAUGGGAUUUUGUGUGUGUGUACAGGUUGUGUUACUUUAAUGGUGGCAGAUUGUAGCAAGGGAGUUGGGGGCUUCAGGGCUUCUAAACCUCUUCCCUUCCCUACCCAGAGCCCAUUCUGGGGCUGGAUUGACACAAGUAGUAGAAUGAGGAGAGGGAAUUAACUAUCCCAUUUCAGACUGCAGGAGGGGGAGAUCACAAUUUUAGAUUAAAAACAGCCUCCUCCUCGUUAGCAGAAAGCCAGUAUAGUAGGGAAGCUUUACAUGGGAGAGCUUUCAAGCAUGAUUUCCCACCUGCAGUCUAAAUGGAUGUUGUUCUUUCCAGCCCCUUUAUUGUGCUGAGUGUGUCGACUAGAUCGCGUUGCGCAAAGUGUUUGCACCCUGCCCUCUCCAGUUCUUCCCUUCUCAUUUCCCUCUGGUCCAAAGAACGAGUUCUUGGGCAGUUCUGCAAGAGGAAUUGGAAUGAUUCUUCCUUUACUCCUCACAGACUGCCUUCCUUCUGCUCCUCCACAAGGUUUUUCUUGGGGUUUUGUAAUAGCAAACAGACUCUGGCACCUGGGCCAUCCGUGGCCGCCUCCUCUCUCAGAAGGGGCGCAAGUACCUUGAUGGCGGUUGAAACUAUUGAAAUCUCAGAUCAUUCUCUUUAUGGACCAUAGAAAUUAUGGAGGGACAAAUCUAGUGCCAUUGCUCAAUAAAUCUCUUUGAAUCAUGGAAGCAGCUUACAGAAAACUUUGGCAGUUUGGAGAAAAAGCUCUCAUUGGUAAUGCUGGAAAUGGAGUUUUUUUUCUUUUAAAAAAAUAACUGCUUUUAGUUAAACUCAGAUCUCUCCGUCAAAGGGUUAAUAUUGUUCCUUGCCUCUUUGUAAGCAUGAUAAUCUACAAUUUUAAACAAAAAUGCCACAAAUAUGGAAUGGACAAGAAGAAAUGGUACAAUCUAAGCUAAAAACUUUGGGGGGGGGAACCAAAAGGAGGGUGUUUGCUGUCCUUACUAGAACGUUCUAAUAUGUUGAGGCAGUUGCUUGUGUUUAACUGUGAACAAAAUAAAAAUGUAUUGUUUUGCACUA